GCUGAGACCAUCAACAAGGAAGAGCCAAGGCUCAACAUCCUAAUCAACAAUGCUGGCGUCAUGGUGUGUCCAUAUGGGAAGACGGUGGACGGAUUUGAAAUGCAGAUCGGUGUGAACCACAUGGGUCAUUUCCUGUUGACACACUUGUUGAUCGACCUGAUCAAAAGGUCAACCCCAACCAAAAUCAUCAACUUUCCUUCUUUGGCCCACUCCUGGGGUACGAUCAACCUGGAUGACAUCAACAGUGACAAGGGCUAUGAAAAGAUUAAAGCGUACAACCAGAGCAAGCUCGCUAACGUCCUCUUCACCCGAUCCCUGGCAAAAAAGAUACAAGGUACAGGCGUGACGGCUUACUCCCUCCAUCCCGGCGUGGUCCAGACCGACCUGUGGAGACACGUCAAUGGAGCCCAGGCGGCUUUCAUGAAGAUGAUCAGCCCCUUCACCAAGACCUCUGCCAAGGGAGCCCAGACCUCCAUCUACUGUGCUGUGGCCCCCGAACUGGAGACCGAGAGUGGCGGCUACUACAGGGGAACAAGCUCCUCUCGAAUGUAG
This is a messenger RNA of Esox lucius (northern pike), 552 nucleotides long. Its product is annotated as retinol dehydrogenase 12-like. The record is from RefSeq and is a predicted model, not a curated record. Lineage: Eukaryota; Metazoa; Chordata; Actinopteri; Esociformes; Esocidae. Bases 61 to 552 code for a protein of 163 amino acids. The transcript has 5 exons.